CUCACCCUUGGCCUGUCAGCAUCCUAAUAUGGCAGAGGGCCGGGAUGGGGGCCGGUCCUAAGGUUUGUGAAUGGUAGAGCUUGGGUAUAUAAGCUGGACAGUCAGAGGGAAAGAUUGUAGCUGGUUCAGCAACAGCAUUGGUAAGGCCUUCAUCCUCCCCAAGCCGCAGACACUCACCUAAGCAGCCAACAUGUGUGACGACGAAGAGACUACCGCCCUUGUGUGCGACAACGGCUCCGGCCUUGUGAAGGCUGGCUUCGCCGGAGACGAUGCCCCCAGGGCCGUCUUCCCCUCCAUCGUUGGCCGCCCCCGUCACCAGGGUGUCAUGGUCGGUAUGGGUCAGAAGGACUCCUACGUCGGCGACGAGGCCCAGAGCAAGAGAGGUAUCCUGACUCUGAAGUACCCCAUCGAGCACGGUAUCAUCACUAACUGGGACGACAUGGAGAAGAUCUGGCAUCACACCUUCUACAAUGAGCUGAGAGUGGCACCCGAGGAGCACCCCACCCUGCUCACUGAAGCCCCCCUGAACCCCAAGGCCAACAGAGAGAAGAUGACCCAGAUCAUGUUUGAGACCUUCAACGUCCCCGCCAUGUAUGUGGCCAUCCAGGCUGUCCUGUCCCUGUACGCUUCCGGCCGUACCACCGGUAUUGUGCUGGAUGCUGGUGAUGGUGUGACCCACAACGUCCCAGUCUAUGAGGGUUACGCCCUGCCCCAUGCCAUCAUGCGUCUUGACCUGGCUGGUCGCGAUCUGACCGACUACCUGAUGAAGAUCCUGACUGAGCGUGGCUACUCUUUCGUGACCACCGCUGAGCGUGAGAUCGUGCGUGACAUCAAGGAGAAGCUUUGCUAUGUGGCUCUGGACUUCGAGAACGAGAUGGCCACCGCUGCCUCCUCCUCCUCUCUGGAGAAGAGCUACGAGCUUCCCGACGGUCAGGUCAUCACCAUCGGAAACGAGCGUUUCCGUUGCCCUGAGACCCUCUUCCAGCCUUCCUUCAUUGGUAUGGAGUCUGCUGGUAUUCAUGAGACUGCCUACAACAGCAUCAUGAAGUGCGACAUUGACAUCCGUAAGGAUCUGUACGCCAACAAUGUGCUCUCCGGUGGUACCACCAUGUACCCUGGUAUUGCUGACCGUAUGCAGAAGGAAAUCACUGCCCUGGCCCCCAGCACCAUGAAGAUCAAGAUCAUUGCCCCUCCCGAGAGGAAAUACUCCGUCUGGAUCGGUGGCUCCAUCCUGGCUUCCCUGUCCACCUUCCAGCAGAUGUGGAUCUCCAAGCAGGAAUACGACGAGGCAGGCCCCAGCAUUGUCCACAGGAAGUGCUUCUAAAUCCUCAACCUUCGUCUCCAGCUUCUCCAUUCUUUACACCUCAAGAUAUCUGGAGAUCAAUUGCAAAGGAGGAUCGACCUCUGCGGCACUGCAACACUCGGCUGUCAAUGGACUUUUUGUCUGCCCUGUUGACAAUUGUAUGCAUUGUUUUAUUAUUUUAAAAUGUGCAUAUUUUGUAGCUGUUUGUUGUUUGUGUUGCACGGAGAAAGGCUGUGAAAUCCAACACUGAACCAUGCAUCCACCCAAAGAAAACUUUAAUAAAAAAAUAAGAACAACAUGUUGCCCAAUACAUGUGAAUGUAAUUGUAUAUACAUAUUCAUAAUUUAUUAAAGUCCAUUAUUUGGUA
Molecule: messenger RNA, 1670 nt
Organism: Eleginops maclovinus (Patagonian blennie)
Lineage: Eukaryota; Metazoa; Chordata; Actinopteri; Perciformes; Eleginopidae
Gene: acta1b
Product: actin alpha 1, skeletal muscle b
Exons: 7
Coding region: 191-1324 (377 amino acids)
Source: RefSeq, a predicted model, not a curated record